ACCGCGCGUGGCGAGAGGUCGUGUCCCGCGUCCGGAGCAGCGGGUCCGCGCCCCGCGUCCGGAGCAGCAGGUUCGUGUCCCGCGUCCGGAGCAGCGGGUCCGCGCCCCGCGUCCGGAGCAGCGGGUCCGCGCCCCGCGUGCGGAGCAGCAGGUUCGUGUCCCGCGUCCGGAGCAGCAGGUUCGUGUCCCGCGUCCGGAGCAGCGGGUCCGCGUCCCGCGUCGGGAGCAGCGGGUCCGCGCCCCGCGUGCGGAGCAGCGGGUUCGCGUCCCGCGUCCGGAGCAGCGGGUCCGCGCCCCGCGUCCGGAGCAGCAGGUCCGCGCCCCGCGUCCGGAGCAGCACGUUCGCGUCCCGCGUCCGGAGCAGCGGGUUCGCGUCCCGCGUCCGGAGCAGCGGGUUCGCGUCCCGCGUCCGGAGCAGCACGUUCGCGUCCCGCGUCCGGAGCAGCGGGUUCGCGUCCCGCGUCCGGAGCAGCGGGUCCGCGUCCCGCGUCCGGAGCAGCGGGUCCGCAUCCCGACGGCUCGCGGCAGGAAAGCCCCGUUGAAGAAGGAGCGAGGAACGUGACAGUGACAACGGAUGGCCUCGGCGCACCACGACGUUAACUCCGCUUGGCCGUCGGGAGGGCGCCGAGGCGGCACCGAUCGCGACGGAGAUGCAGACCGGACCGCCGCGGAGAUCCGGCUUCACGCGCGUCAGGACGCGGGAUAAUGAACAGUGCGUUUGGUCCCGUCCCCGUCCCCAGGAGCAGGUCCCUGAACGCGGAGCGUCUCCGACGGGAGGGACGUGUCGUUCGCUCGCGGGGCCGCAGGGCCGACGUCCAGGGACGGAGCCAGUGGCUGCAAACGUCGACUGGAACGUUUAGCUGCGUUCCUGACCUCUUGGUGAGCUUCAGCCUCGUCUGCAGCGGCCAGUGCUUGAUUCGGUCCCGCGGACGUGGUGAAGCCUCCCUUACGGCUCCUGGAGAGUGGGAUUUCCCCGGAUCAGCGAGGGGAGUGCCGGGAGGCGGCGGCGCUGACUCUCCGGAGCCCGGCUCCGCGCCUCUGCUCCCCGAGCCGCCGCCGCCGCCCGCCUGGGGACAGGGACACCGCCGUCGCGCUCGGACCGCCUCCGCGGACCCCUUCCGAGAGGGCGCGCCCAGCCAUGGAGGGCGCGGAGCUGGCCGGCAAGAUCCUUUCCACCUGGCUGACGCUGGUGCUCGGCCUCAUCCUCCUGCCUUCGGCCUUCGGGGUGUCUCUGGGCAUCUCCGAGAUCUACAUGAAAAUCUUGGUGAAAACUUUAGAGUGGGCCACAAUCCGAAUUGAAAAAGGAGUCCCAAAGGAGUCGGGUCUUAAAAGCUCAGCUUCUGUCGGUAUUAUCCAAAGAGAUGAAUCACCCAUGGAAAAAGGGCUCUCUGGUCUGCGAGGAAGGGACUUUGAGCUGUCUGACGCGUUUUAUUUCUCCAAGAAGGGCUUGGAAGCCAUUGUGGAAGAUGAAGUGACCCAGAGAUUCUCCUCAGAGGAGCUGGUGUCAUGGAAUCUCCUCACAAGGACCAACAUGAAUUUCCAGUAUAUCAGUCUGCGGCUCACCGCGGUGUGGGUGCUGGGUGUCCUAGUGCGCUACUGUGUCCUGCUACCCCUGAGGGUUACCUUGGCUUUCAUUGGCAUCAGUUUGUUGGUUAUAGGAACCACACUGGUUGGGCAGCUGCCAGACAGCAGCCUCAAAAACUGGUUGAGUGAACUGGUCCACCUGACCUGCUGCCGCAUCUGUGUACGAGCCCUCUCCGGCACCAUUCAUUAUCAUAACAAGCAGUACAGACCCCAGAAGGGGGGCAUUUGUGUUGCCAACCAUACUUCCCCAAUAGACGUCUUGAUCUUGACGACGGAUGGAUGCUAUGCCAUGGUUGGUCAGGUCCAUGGUGGAUUGAUGGGAAUUAUUCAGAGAGCUAUGGUCAAGGCUUGUCCACAUGUCUGGUUUGAACGCUCAGAGAUGAAGGAUCGACACUUGGUCACUAAGAGACUGAAAGAACACAUUGCUGAUAAGAAAAAACUACCCAUAUUAAUCUUUCCUGAAGGGACUUGCAUCAACAACACUUCAGUCAUGAUGUUUAAAAAGGGAAGCUUUGAAAUUGGAGGAACCAUACAUCCAGUCGCAAUUAAGUAUAACCCUCAGUUUGGGGAUGCAUUUUGGAACAGUAGUAAGUACAACAUGGUGAGCUACCUGCUUCGAAUGAUGACCAGCUGGGCCAUCGUCUGUGACGUGUGGUACAUGCCCCCCAUGACCAGAGAGGAAGGAGAAGACGCCGUCCAGUUUGCUAACAGGGUUAAGUCUGCCAUUGCUGUGCAAGGAGGGUUGACUGAGCUUCCCUGGGAUGGAGGGCUGAAGAGAGCAAAGGUGAAGGACACCUUCAAGGAGGAGCAGCAGAAGAAUUACAGCAAGAUGCUUGUGGGCAACGGGUCUCUCUGAGUCGGACUCCGUGCUACCCUGGUCAUCAAGUUUGGCUUCCCAGAACCAGCCCCUAGAAAUGGAAUGUGCUGGGGUUUUUUGGCGAGGGAGUAGAGUGUAGUUUUGUUUUACUGUUUUGGUUUAUUUGCUGCUGCUGUUAAUCUUUUCUACAGGUUGGAUUGUCUCUACCUCUUUAUGCCAAAAGCAGAACCCAGCGGGGUAGGGGGCGUUUCGGCUUUUGUUGUCGCUAUAGCAGUAGCCUCAUGAAUUGUAAGGUAGUUCACUGAGUUGAAACAGAUCCUGCCUUUUGUAAGAUGAUGACAUCAUCAUUAAUCAAAUGAAAUACUUCUGCAGGGAAAAAGUGCUUCUCAAACACUUUUGGAACUCACUGUGUUUCUCAAAAAAAAUCCCCCUUGCUCUCUUGGUGAUUAAUUUUCUCACUCCUUCUCCCCUUACCUCUCCUUCAGUCCCUUGAACAGUGAGAUCACACAUCGGUUCAGGGUCCCCUCCAUGGUUACCUUCUACUGCAAGAUCGAAAAGAAAAAUGGAGGAUGUUCUUUAGGAGAAAGGGCAGAUUUGUGGCCACUUGAUCUGAAAGUUGAAAGCAAAUGUAAAUAUUUUUUUUAAUAGUGUGUUAGAGGCGAACUUCAAUUUGGUCAGCUGUACCAAAGAAAAGUGUGUGCAGGUUACUGUGUGUGUUUAUAGGUAGGUGAAUUUUGAAUAAAUCCUUUUAGCUGGCAACUGCUGAUAAAGUUUUAUUAAGUUUUCCUUGUUUGUACACUAAAGAUCUAUAUCUAGUGCCUCUCCUAUCUCCUGAUUUGAUGUUGUACUGAAAUGUGUUUUCAAACAGGAGGAGCCCUUAACAACCACACGUCACGUUGUCUUCAGCGGGGGUCUGAGUGAGCCCCUCACCCUCCACCCCUUUGAGGUUUCUUUCAGAAUGUUGCCAGUUCCUUAAACAGAAAAAUAAGUGGAAAAAUUACCUUUUGGAAACUGAGCCUUAAAUUUUUUAAGGGGAAAUAAGUGUUUCCCGACUCACACAGCAUAAGCAAUGUUGGAUGGCAAUGUCAUGCCGUGUUAUACUCGGAGAGUAUUGUCUCUCUUCCGGUAACCAUGUACAAAAUGUGAAACUGUCUCACCGUGAAUAUAAAUAAAUUCUAUAUUUCUAA
This is a messenger RNA of Mustela lutreola (European mink), 3588 nucleotides long. RefSeq names its product glycerol-3-phosphate acyltransferase 3 (gene GPAT3). Gene Ontology annotation, biological process: triglyceride biosynthetic process. Lineage: Eukaryota; Metazoa; Chordata; Mammalia; Carnivora; Mustelidae. Gene Ontology annotation, cellular component: endoplasmic reticulum. Gene Ontology annotation, molecular function: glycerol-3-phosphate O-acyltransferase activity. The transcript is spliced from 13 exons. The record is from RefSeq and is a predicted model, not a curated record. Bases 1139 to 2440 code for a protein of 433 amino acids.